CCAUCACCUCAAACAUCUACAUUACAAAACAAUAAUUCAUCAUCACCACCACCACCACCAAUGUCUGUAUCACCAAGUGGCGGUGGUGGUGGUGGACAAUCAUCCACUAAUAUGAUGAUGAAUUCAUCUGGUUUAGCGGGUUUAGCUCUUCCUCCCUCCACCACCACCACCACCACCGCAUCAUCAACGACUGGCCAAUCAUCAUCAUCAUCAAAUAAUGGUGGUGGUGGUGGCAAUACAGUUGCUGAACCAUCACCGGGUGGAAAAAAUUCCUGUACUGAAACUGUACGUGGACAAAUAUUUGAAGUUGGUCCACGUUAUACAUCAUUAGAAUAUAUUGGUGAAGGUGCUUAUGGAAUGGUUGUAUCUGCUUUCGAUAAUAAUACUAGGAAAAAAGUGGCCAUUAAAAAAAUUAGUCCAUUUGAACAUCAAACAUAUUGUCAACGAACAUUAAGAGAGAUAAAAAUUUUAACACGUUUUAGACAUGAAAAUAUAAUCGAUAUACAAGAUAUAAUCUGUGCAUCAAAUAUACAACGUAUGAAAGAUGUUUAUAUUGUACAAUGUUUAAUGGAAACAGAUUUAUAUAAAUUAUUAAAAACACAACCAUUAAGUAAUGAUCAUGUUUGUUAUUUUUUAUAUCAAAUAUUACGUGGUCUUAAAUAUAUACAUUCGGCAAAUGUUUUACAUCGAGAUUUGAAACCAUCAAAUUUAUUAUUGGAUACAACAUGUGAUUUAAAAAUAUGCGAUUUUGGUUUAGCACGUGUUGCCGAUCCAGUACAAGAUCAUACUGGUUUAUUAACUGAAUAUGUUGCAACACGUUGGUAUCGUGCACCUGAAAUUAUGCUUAAUAGUAAAGGAUAUACUAAAUCAAUUGAUAUUUGGUCAGUUGGUUGUAUAUUGGCCGAAAUGAUCUCAAAUCGACCAUUGUUUCCGGGAAAACAUUAUUUGGAUCAAUUGAAUCAUAUACUAAAUAUAUUGGGUUCACCAAGUCAAGAAGAUUUAAAUUGUAUUAUUAAUCCAAAAGCUCGACAAUAUUUACAAACAUUACAACAAAAACCGAAAACACCAUGGAUACGUUUAUUUCCUUCGGCUGAUUCAAAUGCAUUAGAUUUAUUGGAUAAAAUGUUAACAUUUAACCCGAAUAAACGAAUUACUGUUGAAGAAGCAUUGGCACAUCCAUAUUUCAGUCAAUAUUAUGAUCCAAGCGAUGAACCUGUUGCUGAAGAACCAUUCAAUCUUGAUAUGGAAUAUGAUGAUCUACCACGUGAACGAUUGAAAGAAUUAGUUUGGGAAGAAGCAACCAAUUUUCAUCAUCGUCGUUGUAAUCUUUUACAAAGAGAAAAAUGAAUUCAUUUUUGACAAAAGUGAUUUUUAUAACAAAAGUCAUCACCUUUAUAAAUAUAU
This is a messenger RNA of Dermatophagoides pteronyssinus (European house dust mite), 1404 nucleotides long. RefSeq names its product Mitogen-activated protein kinase rl (gene rl). The record is from RefSeq and is a predicted model, not a curated record. Gene Ontology annotation, biological process: protein phosphorylation. Lineage: Eukaryota; Metazoa; Arthropoda; Arachnida; Sarcoptiformes; Pyroglyphidae. Gene Ontology annotation, molecular function: MAP kinase activity; ATP binding.